This is a messenger RNA of Cryptomeria japonica (Japanese cedar), 1706 nucleotides long. RefSeq names its product gibberellin 20 oxidase 1. The record is from RefSeq and is a predicted model, not a curated record. Gene Ontology annotation, biological process: unidimensional cell growth; response to light stimulus; flower development. The transcript is spliced from 3 exons. Gene Ontology annotation, molecular function: gibberellin 20-oxidase activity. Lineage: Eukaryota; Viridiplantae; Streptophyta; Pinopsida; Cupressales; Cupressaceae. The coding region runs from base 456 to 1583 and encodes 375 amino acids.
AAAAAAACAGAGUAAAAGUUGAUGUUAAGAGCACAACAUCUAAUCUUGUCUGCCUUAUCUUUGCCAAAAAUCGGAAGAGUCCUCGAUUGAACCGCCCUUUGAGUUUUUCUAUUAUCGUGAUCUUCAGAGAAUGGACGGAAUCUCAAAUUAGUUAGUGCUUAGGUGGCUAGGCCUCCAUGUCUUAUUGUUUGUUUCACCUAUCCCAUCUGUUCCUUCAAUGCAGAACAUUUGCUUAAAAACAAUUUUCAACAAAUUAUGACACACCCAUUUUGAUUUUUCUAGCAAUUUGCCUAGUGGAUCCUGGGAUUCCACUUCCAGAACUGUAGUUUUUUUUGAAGCAUGUUGUAAAUGGUCAUUAGUUUAAUCAAGAGAAAUCCAGGAAUAUCACCCACGAUGCAAAGCAGAUAAAUUCUGAUAAAGUUUUCAUCUUUUUUUAAUCAUUUUGAGAUCUCCUCAUGUCAUCCCAGGCGUUGAAUCCCACUACAGCAUUCCCAAUUCCCGGUACAGGAAUGGGAGGCUGCAAAACUCUGCCAGUCUUCGAUGCCAGUGUUCUGCAGCAGCAGGAUAGCAUUCCUGCUGAAUAUCAAUGGCCAGAGGACCCCAAUACUUUUCUCUCUGUUUCAGCCCUCUGUAAAGAUGAAUGGCUUGAUAUUCCCACCAUAGAUUUAUCAGCAUUCAUGGCGGGAGAUUCAGCUACAGUGCUGGAUAUAGUGAAAGAGGCGUGCACUGAGCAUGGAUUCUUCCAAGUUAUAAACCAUGACGUUCCCCCUGAGCUUGUUAAGGCUGCCCACCAACAUAUGCAGUUGUUCUUUGGCCUCAACCUGCAGGAGAAACAGAGAGCCCAGCGUAAGGUGGGCGAAAGCUUUGGCUUUUCCAGUUCCUUUACUGGAAGGUUUGCUUCUAAGCUUCCAUGGAAAGAGACUCUGUCCCUUGAGUACAGUGCCCCUUCAGGUGUUAAGGAUUACCUUGAGAUGAUCAUGGGCUACCACUUCUCUGAAACAGGGGUUGUGUAUCAGAAGUACGCAGAAGCAAUGGAGUCUCUGUCACUAAACAUCCUAGAGUUGCUGGGUGUAAGCCUGGGAAUGGAACGCACGUAUUUUAGAAAGUUUUUCGAAGAGAGCAAGUCGAUCCUGAGGCUGAACUAUUACCCUCCUUGUCGGCAACCGUCUCGAACAUUUGGAACGGGCCCUCACUGUGAUCCGACGUCCUUAACGAUUCUACAUCAGGACCAAGUUGGGGGACUGGAAGUGUUUGUACACAAUACAUGGCUGUCGGUGCGACCCAAUCCAAACGCUUUCGUUUGCAACAUAGGGGACACAUUCAUGGCUUUAUCAAAUGGAAAGUACAAAAGUUGCCUUCACAGGGCAAUGGUGAACCCACACAUGGCCCGACGAUCGCUGACAUUUUUUCUGAACCCUAGCUACGACAAGCUCAUUUGCCCUCCACAACAGCUUUUGGAUCAGCCCAGAAAAUAUCGUGAUUUCACAUGGUUACAGUUUCUGGAAUUCACACAGAAACACUACAGAUCAGACAGCAACACUCUUGCCUCGUUCAUUGAAUGGCUCGGAUCACACCAAUCCUGAUUUGUAAACAAAAAGUCCCACUACCACAAUUCCCUGUCACCUCCUUCUGCGACAGAUUCCGUACCCACUAGUUGUAACUCAACUUGCUCUGUCUGUAAAUAAAGAUGUUCUAUGCCCACUUAA